Iphiclides podalirius (scarce swallowtail) is the source of this 1170-nucleotide messenger RNA. Lineage: Eukaryota; Metazoa; Arthropoda; Insecta; Lepidoptera; Papilionidae. The record is from the annotation of a GenBank genome assembly.
AUGGUCCGCGGCGUCGGUAGAGGCGGUCGCGGAAUGCCGGGUAGAGGCGGAAUGGGCCGACCACCCUUCAACAGACCACGGGUUCUCAUGCUGAGGCCACCAUUCGACCUUAUAUUGGCCGAGCCCGCCUUUCCCAGAUGCAAACCAGCGCCGGACGACUCGGCUUUAACUCAGGCGCUCCUCAAACGACAUGCAGAGUUAUGCCCAACACCAUCAGAGCAGGCUGCAGUCUUGUCCCUGGUCACGAAGCUGCAAACUGUCCUGGAUAACUUGGUUGUGGCCCCCGGUGAUUUUGUUGCUUGUCAAUUGGAAGAGGUACGACAGGUUGGAUCUUACAAAAAGGGCACCAUGAUGGCAGGCAAGAAUGUAGCUGACAUAGUUGUCAUUAUGAAGACAUUACCCACAAAGGAGGCAGUCGAAGGAUUGGCCAACAAGGUGAAUGAGGAGGUGAACAAACUAACACGCACGGAAGGCACCGGCGCCGUCACCUGCACCAGCAACGAGAGGGGCUUCACCGUCAGCGCGGCCGGCGCAGCCGUCCGGGUGCUUGUCACCACUCUUCACCAAAACCUUAGGAAGCUGGAGCCCGAGGUGCACUUAGACUACAAGGUCAUCAGCAGCCACCUGGCGGCGAUCCGCCACAGCAGAUGGUUCGAGGAGAACGCGCACCACUCCUCCAUUAAGGUGCUGAUACGGCUGCUGCGCGACAUGUGCGCCCGCCACUCGGGAUUGGAGCCGCUGACCCCUUGGAUGAUAGACCUCCUCGCCCACCACUGCAUCAUGAACAACCCCGCGAGGCAGGCGCUACCGAUAAACGUGGCGUUCAGACGCGCCCUGUCUCUGCUCGCUGGCGGGUUGUUCCUGCCAGGCUGCGCUGGCCUCCCGGACCCUUGCGAGGCCGCACACUCCAGGGCUCACACAGCGCUGGACCUAGCGGCGCAGGACCAUGCCGCGGCCACGGCACAGACGCUGCUGCGCGUGGUGGCGCGUGGCGGCCACCGCUACGUGCUGGGCUUGCAGCCCUUCGAGGGAGGCAAAGACAUCUCCACUGAGAUCACGGUGUGGGACGGUGUGGUGGUAUCACCACUGGCGCCAGCCUACCACGACACCCCAGAGCCCAUGGACACAGACGACAAGGACGAAGAAGGGGCACAGGACGGCGUGGCUGCU